AGCCUACGAGGCUACGCCUAGAUUGCACUCAAAUACCCGGACAAACAUGCUUGAGCUUGUGCGCUAAUUGUCGCAUCGUAAUGGUCAGCUUGCCUCUGCUCCUGACGUUCAUUUGCGUAUUCAGUCUGGUGACCUUUCUUGUGCUCUUUGGCCAUGUACCGGCUCUCAAACAGACGCCCAUUGGGCAAGCAAAAACGUUGCUGACCAUCAAGCUGCCGUCUCUUUUGGACAAGCUUGACGCUCGUCUGAUACAAGGGCGUCUCAGACCAGUCUUGCAGCGUUCUUAUCAAAGAGUUGCACAUGAACGACACCCCAUUGUGCUCUGGUUUUACUUGAUAUUGUACUGCGGCUGUGUGUGCAUAUAUUUGCUUAGAGCAGCGCCUUUACUCUCCACGAAGCAUCGCAUGUGCUUGCCAAUACUCAUCGCUGCUCCUUUAUGGAGCCUAUUCAAAGCUGCUUCAACCGAUCCAGGCAUCAUUACUGCGGAAAACCACGCAUAUUACAUGCAGCGGUACAAGUAUGACCAAGUGCUCUACCGAACAGGCCAAGAUUGCCGAACAUGCAGACGAUCUAAAGUAGCCCGAAGCAAGCAUUGUCCUCUAUGCAACAAGUGUGUCGCCAAGCACGAUCAUCACUGUGUCUGGAUCAAUGGAUGCGUCGGGGAGCAAAACAUGCGCUUCUUUCUUGUGUUCCUCAUCUCCAACAUCAUCACUUUUUCCUAUGCCUUCAUUGUUCUUGUCCAGAUUCUGCUUGCAAAGCGUGAGGUGGCAAAGGCUUCACUCUCUGUGCUCGCCACACUUCGAUUGGACCCGGCAUUGGGCUCCUUGGCUCUAUUUUCCGGCAUUUGCAAUCUGCUCGUCUUUGUUUUCCUCUUCUAUCAUCUUUACCUUGUGUGGUCUGGGGUGACAACGAACGAGACGCUCAAGUUUGAAGAUGUGCGCAACGCCCUACACGAUGGCGAGAUUGCACUGGUUGUGCGAGAGCGACAGGCAAUGCUCGUUAAGAGGGAGGUUGUGAGGAAGAAUGAAGAAAUCACAUUGAGGCAGCUCAACAACGUGUAUGAUGCAGGAUGGCUUGCCAAUCUUUCGUCCGUCUUGCAGCCCAAUGCAGGUUGAUGCUCGCUAUAUGGACUUGUGUCUGGAGUCGUAUGCUGACUCUGCCAAGUACUAGUGCGAAGUGCCCGAAGCAAACAAGCGCUUCAAGCCAUGGCUGUCUUUGUCAAAUUGACAUGCUCGACACUGAUUCGACGGCUGCAGACCUUCUUGGGGAGGCAGUGACAUCUCGGCUCGCUCGUUGCUCGAUGCUCAGCAGCUCAAGAGUCAAGAGACUCAAGACUCUCAUCGCAACAUGCGGGAGGCAGAGGCGCGAGUCAGACUGCAUGCACAGGAGCCUGCAGCUUGAGCUUACCGCCGUUACCGGCCUUCAGGUUGUGAGCUGCCAUUUGUGGGAACGAGCG
Messenger RNA from Protomyces lactucae-debilis, 1456 nucleotides. RefSeq names its product DHHC palmitoyltransferase-domain-containing protein. Gene Ontology annotation, molecular function: protein-cysteine S-palmitoyltransferase activity. Gene Ontology annotation, biological process: peptidyl-L-cysteine S-palmitoylation; protein targeting to membrane. The coding region runs from base 81 to 1115 and encodes 344 amino acids. Gene Ontology annotation, cellular component: Golgi apparatus; endoplasmic reticulum. NCBI's taxonomy places the organism in Eukaryota, Fungi, Ascomycota, Taphrinomycetes, Taphrinales, Protomycetaceae. The record is from RefSeq and is a predicted model, not a curated record. The transcript has 2 exons.